AAAUUUUAUUAAUGUGAAUAUAUGAAGCCAUGAAAGGUUGGAGUUGGAAAAUAUGAUGGCAGGGUAGGGCAGAGGGACCUGGAAGGCCCAGGAGGGGUGGAGUUGUCUGCUAGGCUGGUGGAUGGGGGAGGGGCGGUGGAUGCAUUCUCUUCAUGUUGUCCCCUCCCCCACCCUCAGAAACCCUUUGUGACUCCUGAGUUCUCAGUGAUGCAGGCUUGGGACUAUAUUCAAGUGACUGCACUCUCAGUGCUCAGUAAUCUCAGUCAGCCUUGUGAUUCAGACAAUGGAAUUCAGAAAAUGGAAUGUUCUCUCAUUUUUGAAUAGCCCUACUGACCCAUGUCUGAGCUUUGGCUCCACCUCCUUGGAUAUUGACUCUGACCUCAUUUUCCUGUGUGGGCUGGGGUUGUUCCUUCUGUUCCUGUGGUACCUGGUGGGGUUUCCAUGUUUGCCAACCUUCUGUAAAAUUAAACGCAUCCAAAAGUGUCAGGGCAGAACCAGGAGGAGAAGGAAAGGUGUCACACUGAAAGGUUGGAGAUUUCACCAGAUAGAAACAGAGGAAAAAACGAAGCUGAUUUCUAUUCUGAAAAGCCCCCUGGGCCGGCAUGAUGAUACCAUCCGCUUUCGUCAGCUCUUAUGUCCAGAUCCCUUCUGUGAUGUGUGUAAUAAUGCAACUGCUGAAGUCAAUUGGCUGCUGUCCCCGGAGACCCUGGAAGAUUCUGCUUCCUCUAUGUCACCUUUGGCUUCCACAGCUCCUGUGGCCGAUUCAUCAUUGACUCUGUCCCCUGCCUUCUCAGCAGUCUCUCCAGGAGAUCUACUACCAGCCUCUCUGCCUGAGCCUUCCCCGUUGCCCCCCUCCAUUCUUUCACCUAGCUCCAUGACCCCUUUAGCUGACUUUUUGUCACCCUCACCAUUGGGUCACACUCUGGCAUUAGAGCCUUUUACUUCCUUGGAUUCCGAAUUCCCAGUAGAUUAUUCCUCACCCCAACCCCUUGCCUUUCCCCCUCUCUUACCACAUGACAUGCAGACAGCAGAUCCUGUUCUCCCACCAGAGGCCACUUUGUCUCUGAAUACCAUCUUUUCCCUUGACCCCACUCUUUCCCAUGAUAUCAACCGCUUAUCAGAUUUGUCCCAAGCAAUGAAGCCCGCUGAUUCUUUUGCACCACCAACUCUGUCUGUUUUACCACAGCCAGACUGCACUUUAACUGUCACUCAGUCUAAAUCAAUUGCUAUCUUACUGACACCUGUUCCUGAGAAUUUGCCUACAGAAAGCCCUGGCAUGUUGUCCACUUAUGUCCCAACACUCACAGGCAUUGAUCAUUCAAGCCUGUCAAUUUCAGACUUCUCCUGGUGGCAAGCUCAUGCCAAAGACUUAAUCCCUUCCACGUUGGCACAAUGUGAUUUCAAUCAAGAGUUUCUUGCCCUCCACUCUUCAGAGGCCUCUUUUGGUGGAGACCCUGCAGCCAACCUCAUAGAGCCUGGUAAUCUCUCAUGUCUCAGCCCUGAUGUCCUGGCACUCCUGGAGAGACAAGUACAAAAGAGGAGCGAUUUCCUGAUGUGGAAAGAAAAGGAAAAGAAAAAAGAUUCUUUUCCAGAACAAUUGAGGCCAGACUAUCAACUAAAUUCCUCAGGGAUAAAGUUAGAGUCAGUUGCUGAUAAGCCUGUGCAUCAACAACCCCCAUAUCCUAAGACCUUGGAGGACCAAUUACAGCAAAAACCUACCCAGCUCUUCUGGGGUCUCCCAUCUCUACACAGUGAGUCCUUGCCCUCUGCUGUUCAUGUCUCCAGUGACAAUUCCUCAAACUUUAUUUUCAAUAGAAACUCAAAUGCCUCUACAGGCCAAGAAUCCCCAGGACUUCCCCAUCCCCAACCUCUGUCCUUGCCUGAGAUUCAGCCUGAAUCCUUGCCUCAAACCCUGCCUCAAUCUCAGCCCCUACCUCUCACUCAGGUCCAGUCCCAAGCUGACCCAAAAUCCCCACUCCUGGUCACGCCACCCGGUCCUCUACCCCAGAUUAGGAUCUGUGGAGUGUAUUUCCAUAGACCUCAGAAUGAAUCAGAAUCUCUCUCCUCAUCUGAAAUUCAACAGCUGGAAUGGAACGUGUUGCAGAAACAACAUGAAAGUUUGUGGGGUUUACCCUCUGUGAUCCAAAGAUCUCAGGAAGACUUUUGUCCAUUAGCUCCUAACACUUCUCACCACCAGCACCCUCAGGCCCAUGUUUCAGUCUCCAUCCUUCCUGGGGAGUUUGUGCUCAGUGAUGAACUUCGGAAGAAACUAGAGCAUCACCUUCGAAAGAGGCUCAUUCAACACCGGUGGGGCCUGCCCCGGAGAAUCAGAGAGUCUGUGUCACUGAUGUUGCCUCCAACUGGUUUUUUAGAGGCAUCUAAAUCAGAAAGCAGUGGUGGAGUCUCACUGAUCUCUGUGUUUAAGGGUCAGAGUAGCAAACAUGUAAAUGUUGAAUUGAUUCAACCUGGAAGUUUCCAUGAGAGAAGCUCGGAAAUGCUCCAGCUAGAGAAAGAUGUGGGGAAAGAUCAGGAACAUAGCCAAGAGAAUGGACAGGAAGAUCACCUGUUGAAAGACCCAAACAGCUCUUCAGAUAAGGAUCUGGGAUAUGACUCUGAGAAAAACAUAAACAUUCAGAUCGUGAGUCUCUCAGAGAAAAAUUUAAGGGUGUCAGCAGAGAGUCUACAACUUGAAAAUGUCCUAAAAGUACAUUUGAGUAAGAAGUUUGAGGAAAUAAAUGAGGGUCGACUUCCUGGGACUGUGCAUAGUUCAUGGCAUGCCAUCAAGCAAACAUUGAUUCUUUCUGCGAAAUCCCACACCGAAAUAAAAGAGAGAAGUUUGACAUCAUCAGUGGGUGAGUCCUAUUCCUUGAAUACCUUCCAGGACCUGACUUUUGUUGAUCCCAGUGCACAGCAGAUGCUGGAAGCACAUAUUAAAAGGUUUCGUAUGAGGAUGUUGUGGGGCCUUCCUUCCAAGGUCCUUGAAUCCAUACAAAUUUUUAAACUGAAAGAUGCCUCAUCCCAGUCCUUGUCCCAUGCCAGUUUUUCCUCCUCAACCAAUUCAAUUUCUGAGGCAGACUCCAAAUUUGGGAGCUCCAAGUCCUUUAGAAGAAGCUCUCAAUCUUUCCAUGGAGACAAAGUGGGAACACUCUGCAUCACAGGGAGAGGAAGUCAUAGACAGGCGCAACUAGCUGACAGAUAUCCCCGAAAGCUGCUUGCAAAGCAAUCUGGAGCCAGAUAUGAGCCAAAGUAUAAGAGUGUGAGUUCCAGUGAUAAAGGAAAAAUGCAACAGGGCAAAAAGGUGGAGAAGUCAGAACCUGUUUCUAUGCCCAAACUGUCUAGGGAGAUAUUCAAGGCUGAGGCGCUUGACACUCUUCAAUUAAAAACGAAUGACAUGUUGACAACCAACAAGUCAGGGAGCUCCCAAAUAACAAAUGUGAAUGAGAAUAAAGUAGAAACUACUGUGACCACUAAAAGCCCCCCACCCAAACUACCAGUUCCCCUAGAUCCUAAAUGCUUAUCCCUUAAAGAACAACUGUUCGAUGAGUUAAAGUUUAGAUUGGAGAAGAGGGAACAGAGCCAAGCUCAAGGUCAACCCACGGACAUGUCCCUUGCUUCAGAUAACUUGACUUAUAAAGCUUCACUGACUCCUGCCCAGGGCGUCUCAGGUGGGGACACAGGAGAGUCCCAGGUGCUGCAUGUCCACGUGGAGGACAGAGGAAUCAGGAUGGAACAGCAGCAGGAACCCUGGGUCCCUAAGCAUGGCUUCCAGAGGUGCCAGGAUAAGAAUUUCCCACCAACUGUGAAGAGAGUGAGCUCCCCAGGGUGCAGAGCAGAAGAGCUAGGUGGAGGGGAUGCAGGGCUGGGGACAUCCCAGCUUAGGAGGACGAGUUUCCCUCCUCAAGAGACGGUACUAGAGGAGAUGCUUGUGAGCAAGUCUUCCCAGACCUUUUCAAAGAAAGGACAGUCUCUUCCUGAAGGCCAUAUCAGAAAAAGAAUGAAGCACUUUUUGCAGUGGCUUUAUCCUGGGGAAAAAUGCAAAAGGAAAGAAGAUCCCCAGGAAAAGGGCAGCCCCAUAUCAAGCGUGCAGAGCAGAGGCCUAGUUAAAAGUAGAGCUGCUGCUACUGGAUCAACAGAGGCUCAGAAAAUCGUGACAGACAUCGGGAAGUUCCUAGAGGAGAAACUGGGGUAUCAGCAUGCAUUAGAUGCCACUAGCUCUCAAGAGGACCCUCCUUCCCCGGUGCACUUUGGGCAAUCUCAACAAAAGGCUGGAGUACAGGUCCACACAGAGCCUGUCCGGGGACAUCCUUUCAACUCCAAGGCUCCCUCUAAAGUGACAAAUACCAAGUCCUGCCACCAAGAAGCUAUCUUGGCUGGCCAGAGCUAUCCUCCAAGUACAAGACAGAUCAGAAACAAGAAAAGACAGCCCCAGAAAGCUGUGGCAUUUAAGGACCAGCAAUUGUAUCAGAAACAUCCCCCACCAGUGCCCCACAGGGAGCCUGUGCCCCACCCAAGCCCCACCCACAGGUGUCAAGCUGGCCAGGCCCGUCCAGCUGUGCCCACCACUGCUGAAGGCACUGUGUUCAGAGAUCUGUCUCUACUGUUUAGACAGAAAACACUUCUCCAGAAUUUCCAAGGAGGAAAACUUCCCAUCCAAAAAUAAUUCCUUCCUUGUGGAGAAUGUUGAUCC
This is a messenger RNA of Bubalus bubalis (water buffalo), 4687 nucleotides long. RefSeq names its product spermatogenesis-associated protein 31D4. The record is from RefSeq and is a predicted model, not a curated record. NCBI's taxonomy places the organism in Eukaryota, Metazoa, Chordata, Mammalia, Artiodactyla, Bovidae. Bases 284 to 4660 code for a protein of 1458 amino acids. The transcript is spliced from 4 exons.